AAAUACACAUUUAGUAUACUAGCCAUUCUUUUAUCGAUAGCGUUCCGUUAGCAUCCCUGUGCAGUUGUCGCGGUGAAAACAAGUCAAUCGCAAUUUUUUAUAACAAAUUUGUCGAAAGGUACAUAAAUUGAUAUUCGUUGAAAGCACUGCUAAAAAGGAAAAGAAAGUUGAAUUGGCUGAAAAAGGUGACGACGCAAGCAAGACGAAAGAAGAAAAAAAAUAGCUUCGACGUAUACGUAAAAUUAUUGAACGAAAAUUAAGUUUUUGAGUCUGCCGACGCCGCUGCAGCUACCGCAAUGUCAUGCCGUGCACCCUUCGAACCCGAGGAUCAAUACAAGCAAUUGCGCCGACCGAAUCCUGGAGCGGGUUCUGCACCACAAAUGUCUGCCGCAAUGCAGCCACUCGAUCAGCCAGCAUUUCAUGAUUUUGUCAAUGUGGGCUACGGUCCAACUGGCGGACCAUAUGCAGCUGGACCAGCUCUAAAUUAUGCAGCUACGUCACAGCCGCCGAACGAUAUGCAGAACAGAUACACAAACAUGCCGUCAAAACUGUCGGUAACCGCAAAUGUGUUUGUACCUAAUACUAUGGAUAAGCGGGUGCCAGCACAGCAGCAGCAGCAAUAUCAAAAUCAACCAUACGCACAACAACCGCAUCAGCAACGUUAUAUGAAUGGCUAUAAGCAGCAGCAUCAACAUCAGCAUCAGCAACAAAACUAUAACCACCACCAGCAGAAUCAAUCGUUUAACAAUGAGAUUCAGCAGCUAUCGAACUCGGUGAAUACUCGUUUAUAUUUUGGGAAGCAGCCGCCUCAUAAUGGUGCGGUGGGCAAUUACUAUCAGCAACCGCAACAACAGCAGCAGCAGGUACAAACACUGCAACACCAACAGCACACACAACAACCACAAUCGACAUUUCAACGUCAUACGCAUUUAAAUAAUUCAUUCCAACAAAUUGCACAACAGCCGCAGCAGCCGCCAUAUUACCAUCAUCACCAACAACAGCAGCAGCAACAACAGCAGCCACAAGCAUCGACAUCAUCGGCUGCAGCGUCCUCUUCGUCGGCUGCAUCUCAUCCCGAUAUGGAGACGAUUGCUCUGGAAUAUCUUGAUACUGUAAUACAUUGCCUUAACCAGAAUCCCGGACAAUUCGAUACAAUUGCAUCACGCUUCCUAACCAUCUUUGAUGGUAUGGAGAGCAACAACUAUGUGCUCUCGAUCGCCAUGGAGGAUAUUUUUGAGAAAUCAAUUGAGCAACCUAAUUUUCGGUACAUGGGCGCCAAAUUGUACAAUCUUUUGCAUAUGCUGAAUCUCAAGCAGGACUCCUUAUUCCAUACAUUGCUAAAGUGCAAGCUUGAAUACCAUCAGGCCGAAGUAACCAAGUAUAUGCAAUCGGUUGAGCAGCAGCAAAAGGUGCGAGAGACUGCACUAUUUCUCGCCGAACUUUAUAUGCAAUUACGUGGCGAUGAUGACGCUCGCAUUCAGCUGAUUGCUGUGAAUAUCGUCUACUCGUUGCGGAAACUCUUGGCAUGCGAGAGUGCUGAGAAUGUGCGCUGUAUUUGCCAGACCUUAAAGCUGGCCGGUUAUGAUCUGAGUGCUGAUUGCCAACAAGACAUGCACGUUAUUAUUGCUUCACUUCAGGCGAUUGAAGCCAAGUCGCCGGGAAAAUACGCUAUGGCUGCCAAUGUGAUUGCUUUGCAGCAGAACAAUUGGGGCCGCAAGGUCUUAAAUGCUCUGGGUGGAGAGGAUGGUGAUGCAGCCAAGCCACCAGAGCCACCACGUUUGAGCGAUGAGCCUGUGUUUUAUGGACCCGAUGGACGUGAGCUUACGGCCGAGGAAAGUGAUUUUCUGGCUGCGGAAGAUGAAAAUAACGGCAGCGACGGCGAUGAUUUUGAUGUCAGAGAUAAUGAAUUGGACCUCGACCCAGAAAUGGACGAAGAGACUGAGCGUGCAUACAAGGACUUUUGCAAGCAAGGGAAACAAUCGCAGGCAAACAAAAAAUCUUAGAUUUUAUAUACAUAUAUAUAUAUGUGCGUGUGUGUAAGAAUAGUGUGGUUGGUAUGUGGUGUGCUGUUUAUAUGGUGUGGCAGAAGGAGGCAAGAAAAUGGAAAGCAGGGUUAUCUAGCGUCUUUCAAGAUAAUGGUUGAUAAAUUCUUAGUUGUGUAGUUUGUACUACUUUCAGUUAUAUCGUUCCGAAAAGUAAUUUUAUUUUUUUUGUUUAAUUGGUUAAACAUUAUUUGUGAUAUAUCGCAUCAAUGCUUUACUUCUUUUUGUAUUACAUGCAAAGAAAACAUAUUUACGUCCUUAUCUAAUAUAAAUGUGUAUUUUCAAAUUUUGUUUAGCGGCACAUUCAAAAAGAUGCUGGUCUAUAGAGUUUUGAAUUAAAUUUUUUUUAAGUCUCUUCUUUUGCUUCUCUGCCACGCCGGUGCAUAACAACAACACAAAACACAUU
This is a messenger RNA of Drosophila sulfurigaster albostrigata, 2448 nucleotides long. RefSeq names its product polyadenylate-binding protein-interacting protein 1 (gene Paip1). The transcript has 4 exons. The record is from RefSeq and is a predicted model, not a curated record. The coding region runs from base 297 to 2003 and encodes 568 amino acids. NCBI's taxonomy places the organism in Eukaryota, Metazoa, Arthropoda, Insecta, Diptera, Drosophilidae. Gene Ontology annotation, molecular function: RNA binding; protein binding; translation activator activity. Gene Ontology annotation, biological process: regulation of translational initiation.